Carya illinoinensis is the source of this 1033-nucleotide messenger RNA. RefSeq names its product DNA ligase 1. NCBI's taxonomy places the organism in Eukaryota, Viridiplantae, Streptophyta, Magnoliopsida, Fagales, Juglandaceae. Bases 188 to 820 code for a protein of 210 amino acids. The record is from RefSeq and is a predicted model, not a curated record. The transcript is spliced from 8 exons.
UAGUCCGCCACUGGCAGUGCUUCCGAGGCAUAGCACUUUCAUGCGCGCGCCAUACAACCUCACUCCCUUUUCAAACGGCUUCUAAAACUUUUAUCGACUCAGAGACUGAAGAGUCGAGAGGUUGUUAACAUUUCAAAAAGACUAGUCUGAAUCCCAAAACCGCUGUUUAUGAACCUCACUUUCACGAAUGUCGACAUCCAAAGCAAGAAGCACGAGGAAGGAAGGAUCCGAGUCCGAGCUCCCCAAACCGGCCAUGCGGAACCCAGUCAAUGAUGAAUUCGAUCUCGACUUCUCCAAUGAUAUCAAAGGCAUUGUGUCGGCACUGCACCAGAUCAGAGAGAAGGCUCAGAAGGACGGUCAGAAGAAGAACGAAGAGACUAUCUCCAGUGUGGCCUCUGAGAUAAAGUCAACAAUUGAUGAGUUGAAGUCGAAAAUCGAGAAGGAUAGACAAAGUUUUGCCAAAGCACUUUCGAAGAGCUCAAAAGAGUGUGAAAGCUGCUUGAAGAAUGAGACUGCAAAGUUCCAAUCACUCUAUGAGAAGUUUUUCAAAGAGAAAGCUACUCAUCUGCAGGCCUUAAAAGAUACCAUUUCAAGAUUUGAAGAAGAAAAGGAAAAGCUAUUCACUCGAUAUGAACAACUAAGGAAGAGAGAAAGGACUAUGAUAUCAGAACAAGAAAAAUCCUGUGCUGCUAAAAUUGCUCAAUUGGAGGAGUCCUUAAAAAAGAAGAAGCAGGAUGACAAGACGUUCAGCAUUCUGAGGAAGACCCUCGGCUCAUUUCUGGACGAUGCUUCAGAUGAGGACUUCCCACCUGAUGAUUGAAGAUUGCUUCAACAGAGUGCUGCAACCUCUUUCAACCUUGGUGAAAAAUGGGCAGGUUUUGAUUUCCUCUCUCUAAGAAACUUUUAUAAUACAUCUUCCACUUUCAUGCAGGAAAUAAAAACACUCUUAAAACUUGCCCUUGUCUGGAUGGUUGCUCUUUAUAGUUCUGUACAUUCCCUUGAUUAAUUCUCAUCCCACAAACUUCGAUUGUUA